UCUAUCUCAAGUUCACAGAUGUUACUUACAAGGUGACAAUUAAGGGAAUGACUUCAUCAGUAGAGAAAGAUAUAUUGAAUGGAAUAACUGGUUCAGUGGAUCCAGGCCAAGUCUUGGCACUUAUGGGACCUUCAGGAAGUGGAAAGACUUCACUCUUGAAUUUGCUCGCCGGAAGGUUAAUUCCGGCCAACGUUGGUGGUUCAGUCACUUACAAUGACCAGCGUUACUCCAAGUUUCUUAAAAGUAGGAUAGGAUUUGUGACUCAAGAUGAUGUUCUGUUUCCUCACCUUACAGUGAAAGAAACUUUAACAUAUGCAGCUCUGCUUAGAUUGCCCAAGAAAUUGACAAAAGAGCAGAAGGAGAAAAGGGCCAUAGAUGUCAUCUAUGAACUAGGCUUAGAAAGGUGUCAAGACACUAUGAUUGGAGGCUCCUUCGUUCGAGGCGUUUCAGGUGGAGAAAGGAAAAGAGUUUGUAUUGGAAAUGAGAUUAUAAUCAACCCUUCUCUUUUAUUUCUUGAUGAACCUACCUCUGGCUUGGAUUCUACAACUGCUUUAAGAAUAGUUCAAAUGCUACAAGAUAUUGCCGAGGCUGGGAAAACUGUGGUGACAACAAUCCAUCAGCCAUCAAGUAGACUAUUCCACAAGUUUGACAAGUUGAUUCUUUUAGGAAAAGGAAACUUGCUUUAUUUUGGAAAGGCAUCAGAAGCAAUGACUUAUUUCUCAUCAAUAGGUUGCAACCCUCUAAUUGCCAUGAAUCCAGCAGAGUUCUUGCUAGACUUAGCAAAUGGAAACAUAAAUGAUGUUUCUGUACCAUCAGAAUUAGAUGAUAAAGUGCAAAUGGGAAACUCUGAUAAUGAAACCAGAAAUGGGAAGCCAUCCCCUGCAGUUGUACAUGAGUAUCUCGUGGAGGCCUAUGAAACACGGGUUGCAGAAAAUGAGAAGAAGAAGCUUAUGGCUCCUAUACCUCUAGAUGAGGAAGUGAAGCUGAAAGUUUCUUCUCCGAAACGACAAUGGGGAGCAAGCUGGUGGGAACAAUAUACUAUAUUAUUCUGCAGAGGAAUCAAAGAAAGGAGACAUGACUAUUUUAGCUGGUUGAGGAUAACCCAAGUUCUGUCAACUGCAAUAAUCUUAGGUUUACUAUGGUGGCAAUCUGAUAGUAGCAGCCCUAAGGGCCUGCAAGAUCAGGCAGGGCUGCUUUUCUUUAUUGCUGUUUUCUGGGGAUUCUUUCCUGUCUUCACUGCAAUUUUUACAUUUCCUCAAGAAAGAGCAAUGCUUAAUAAGGAACGUGCAGCGGACAUGUAUAGACUCAGUGCAUAUUUCUUAGCAAGAACUACAAGUGAUCUUCCACUUGAUCUGAUACUACCUGUACUUUUCCUUCUCGUCGUCUAUUUCAUGGCAGGCUUGAGAAUGAGCGCUGCUCCUUUUUUCCUUAGCCUGCUCACAGUUUUUCUCUGCAUUGUUGCUGCUCAGGGUCUUGGACUAGCUAUUGGGGCUACACUGAUGGACUUAAAGAAGGCUACAACAUUGGCUUCAGUAACCGUGAUGACCUUCAUGUUGGCUGGAGGAUACUUUGUGAAGAAAGUUCCGAUAUUUGUGGCUUGGAUUCGCUACAUGUCUUUCAACUACCACACUUACAAACUUCUUCUCAAAGUGCAAUAUGAGCACGCGUCCUCUCCUAUAAAGGGAAUGAGAAUAGACAGUGGACUGACUGAAGUAGGUGCAUUAGUAGCAAUGGUCUUUGGCUAUCGCCUCUUGGCAUACAUUUCACUGAGGAAUAUGAAGCUAAAUUGUAGUGCCUGAUAGGUGAAAAACUUCAGACGAACAUGAAUCUGGAAAACCUCCCUACUAUUCUGAAUCGGACUAAUCAUCAAAGCAACCUCACAUUCUAGAAUUGUGUUUUAUGAGAAGCAGACACGGAUUCCAUAAUCCAGAACCAUCAGAUUUCUGCUUUUUUGCAUCAUAAUUGCAUCAACAGGAGAAUUACAAGCUACCUUAAGAAUGUCGGUAAGAGGAUUUUGCUGUGGAGAAUUUUUAGAAAUGUCAUUACUGUUACCUUACAUCAGCAGAAUUUCAUUUUCAAAAGCUAGUCUUUGAAAUUAUUUAUUUGCAAUGAUGUAAUAUUUUUGCUAGAAAUAAUAAAUUGAAAUAUUAAAAUGUCAAUAAAUUUGGGGUUUUAAGUAUUAAAUUUGUAGGUGUUUUUAUAAGUUAUAUAUUUAAGCAGAUAGAAGGUUAGAGUUUGUUAUUAA
This is a messenger RNA of Jatropha curcas, 2245 nucleotides long. NCBI's taxonomy places the organism in Eukaryota, Viridiplantae, Streptophyta, Magnoliopsida, Malpighiales, Euphorbiaceae. The record is from RefSeq and is a predicted model, not a curated record.